UACUUCAUCAUAAUUAAUUCACUCUCUCACUAUCCCCCUAUCUAUUUAUGUUGUACUCAGAUAAAACCUAUUUGCUCUUGAGACUGGGAAUACCAGUAGACUAUUAUUGAUCUUCAUCAAUGGCGGAUCCCUCGGAGAUCUCCUUCGCCAGAAUAUUCGUCUGCAGCGCUUUCGCUGCUUGUGUUGCCGAGUUUUGUACCAUUCCUUUAGAUACAGCUAAAGUAAGGCUUCAGCUACAAAAGAGAGUUCCUGUAGGGGACUCAGAGGUUGCACCAAAGUACAGGGGCUUGUUGGGUACAGUUGCUACCAUAGCAAAAGAAGAAGGCGUAUUUGCUCUUUGGAAAGGAAUUGUACCUGGCCUGCAUCGCCAAUGUGUUUAUGGAGGCUUAAGAAUUGGGUUGUAUGAACCUGUCAAGACCUUCUUUGUUGGAAGCAAUUAUUCUGGAGAUGUGCCCUUGUUCAGUAAAAUAGUAGCUGCUUUGCUUACUGGUGCUAUAGCAAUAGCUGUGGCAAAUCCUACUGACCUUGUGAAAGUUCGGCUUCAAGCUGAAGGUAAACUGCCAGUUGGAGCACCAAGGCGUUAUGGUGGUGCUUUUCACGCAUAUUAUGCUAUAGUCAGCCAGGAAGGAGUGGCAGCUUUGUGGACAGGGCUUGGGCCCAACAUUGCAAGAAAUGCAAUUGUAAAUGCUGCAGAGCUGGCUAGUUAUGAUCAUGUGAAAGAGACAAUUUUGAAAAUUCCAGGAUUCACAGACAAUGUUCUAACGCAUGUAUUAGCUGGUUUAGGUGCAGGAUUCUUUGCUGUCUGUAUUGGCUCCCCUGUUGAUGUGGUUAAAUCUAGAAUGAUGGGGGAUUCAGUCUACAAAGGCACUAUAGAUUGCUUCUUCAAAACAUUAAAAACCGAGGGAGCCUUUGCUUUUUACAAGGGCUUCUUCCCAAAUUUCGUUCGACUGGGAUCAUGGAAUGUUAUCAUGUUUUUGACAUUUGAGCAACUCAAAAAAUUCUUAAAUUGAAGUUGAGAGAAGACAUCACCCCCAUGUUCAGUUAGCUUCUGGUAGGGGUUCACCUCAAAACUGGAACUACUGAUUUUCGAGACUGUUCCUCUGCAGAAUCAUAGGAGUUCAGAAUAUGACAUAUAUGGAAAUAAAAGAUGUUUUUCCUCUACAAUUGAUGUUCAAAAUGCUCCACUCAAGUUGAUGGUAAUGUUCAUAUCUUUCAUCAUAUCAAUAGCUUGGUCGACAAUUUGAUUACUUGGAGACCAGAUGCAGACAUAUAUAAGCGUUGAUGAUAUGUAGGAACAGUGUAAUUUAUGUAACAUUUGAAUGUUUAAUCAAAUUAUACAGUUGAAAUAUAUUACUCCAUUUUUCAAA
This is a messenger RNA of Sesamum indicum (sesame), 1367 nucleotides long. RefSeq names its product uncoupling protein 2 (gene UCP2). Gene Ontology annotation, biological process: transmembrane transport. The record is from RefSeq and is a predicted model, not a curated record. NCBI's taxonomy places the organism in Eukaryota, Viridiplantae, Streptophyta, Magnoliopsida, Lamiales, Pedaliaceae.